GGGAGGGAUAGAGAGAGGGAGAGAAGGUGAGAGAGAGGGGGGGGGAGUGUGAGGGAGAGAGGGGGCUACAGACUGACGGAUGCGUGUGUAUACAGGGCUGGACAUCAGAGCCGUGGUGUAGUUGUAGGUCGGUCAGUGUGUGGAGCUGGUGGUCUCCGGCCCCCGUGCACCAUGCGGCCCGUGUGGUCAGUGUGGGCCGGCUCGCUGCUGCUGCUGCUGCUGGUGGCCGCAGUGUCCGGCUCCACGUUCAAGUCCGCCCGCCUGCACCGCUGGUCAGUGGCCGGGCUGGGCUACCUGAAACACCGCCUGUGCCGGAGGGUGACCUUCCUGUCCGAGGCGGAGUGCAGCCGCCUGGCCCACAUUCCCCAGACAGCGGUCAGCGUGUCUGCAGCCGAGCCGCGGGCCGGAGAGAAGCUGCUCACUAUCCUGCCCGACUCCGGCCUGAGGCUGGGGGCUCCUCACGAUGCCGUCAUUACCCUCGACCCCAGCCCCCAGCUCAGCUACGGACAUCCCAUCACCGUCUUCUUCAUAGACUUCAGUGUCAACGAACGCCGCUGCCUGGCCCGCAGUGGUCACUACCUGGGUAACCACGAGUGCAUGAUGUUGGCGUUAAAGAGCCGCUGUGAGAACGUGCUGAAGCGGAGAACCAGCCGGGCCGAGCGGCAGAACGCCAGGGGCCGGGGGAGGAAGCGACCAGUGGGGCCGGGGGGCGGCGGGAGACCACGGAGAGAGAGCGCCGGCUCGGCAGGGAGGGCACGUCGUGAGGACCGGCUGGUGGGUCUGUGUGAGAUCCACUUUGUGCCGCUGGUCGUGGGGCAGAGGGACGAGAACAAGGAGCAACGGCUGCACUGUGUAGAACAGAAGGGUUUUGCUCCGUGCCCGCGGCCCCUGGCCAUCAGCAGCCCCCACCCUGCCUCCGCCGACUGUGAACUGAACAAGAACACACAGCGGUGUCACCGGCAGCAGCUCUCCUCACAUACAUCAUGCCGCAUGUACCAGACCUGUGACCAUGGGGUACUGGUCUCUGGGGGAUGGAAGGAGCAUCUAACCAACCAGCAACACGUCAACAACCUCAUCCGCUUCCAGCGCAUGCUCCGAGCCAACGGCUUCCGACCGGAAAACAUCAAGACCUUCUUCGCCGGAGACGGGCAACUUCCCGUGGGCGAGGAGAACGAGGGCGUGUACCCGGCCACGGAGAAGGUGAUGAUCCGCAGCCACUUGUCCUACAUCUGCCGAGCGACCAACUGCGCUGACUCCCUGGUCCUGUACCUCAACAGCCCCACCAGGAACGACGGGACCAUGCUGCUGUGGGACGUCAACAACGAUGGGAUAGCUGACCAGAAGGAGAGGUACACAGUGGGGGAGCUGCUGAUGGAUCUGGAAGGGUGCAAAGCCAACAGAGUGUUCAUCUUCGUCGAUCAGAGUUACCCCGGGACGCUGGUGAAGAAACUGCGCUCCUCCAGCAAGCACCCCAAUGUUGUGGUCAUCGGCAACAGCAGGGGCUCCGACUUCACCUGGGCCUCAACCUUCACGGACUUCUGGGCUGAACUGCAGCCCAACCAAUGCAUCAGUGAUCACAUCCUCAAGAAUAUUGCCUGGACUGCCCCUUCGAGCCUCGGCAUCAUCGAGGCCACUCCCGGCCUGAUGAACAGUACAAUCUACGGAGGCCCCUGCUACAACAACCCACCACUGACUGCGGAGGAGGUGAAGAGGGAAUACAUGGGCUGCCAGAACCUGCCAACAGCAGUGUGGUACCAGACUAUCCAGCGGAAAGACCCGGCCCAUUAGCUGCUGCCCUAUCGUGACGUCACAAACUGUGGGACAGGGAACUCUGCGAGUGCAAGAUUUGUGAAUAUUUUAACCAUUCCGUUCUGGGGGGGAGCGAUUGUACUAAAAAGGUCAAAUUUACUUCGAACGCAGCGACCAGCGAGAUGUUUAAGAAGGAACUGCAGAUGCUGGAA
Molecule: messenger RNA, 1961 nt
Organism: Amblyraja radiata (thorny skate)
Lineage: Eukaryota; Metazoa; Chordata; Chondrichthyes; Rajiformes; Rajidae
Exons: 7
Coding region: 172-1788 (538 amino acids)
Source: RefSeq, a predicted model, not a curated record